This is a messenger RNA of Cuscuta europaea, 1128 nucleotides long. The record is from the annotation of a GenBank genome assembly. Lineage: Eukaryota; Viridiplantae; Streptophyta; Magnoliopsida; Solanales; Convolvulaceae.
CAUCGAUCUCUUCCCUAUCUUCGGCCACCUUUUUCUUAAUUACUCUUAAUUUUCAUAUAUUAAUUUAAUUUGGAUUAUUGCUACGUAUAAGAAAUGGGUUUAGGGAUUAUAGUAUUCUGCAUUCUGUGUAGUAUAGUGCUUUUACCCAUCAUACGUUGUAGCGAGCAGUUAGAAAAUUCCAUCCACACGAGAGCUACCUAUUUUGGGAGCCCAGAAUGCUAUGGAAACCCCAGUGGAGCGUGCGGGUUUGGUGAGUACGGGCAGUAUGUGAAUGAUGGCAAAGUGAGUGGUGUCUCCCGGCUUUACAUGAAUGGAACUGGUUGCGGUGCGUGCUAUGAGGUUAGGUGCAAGAUUCCAACACAUUGCAACAAUGAAGGUACAAAAAUAGUUGUGACUGACUACGGUGAAGGAGACAGAACAGGUUUUAUCCUCAGCGUUAGCGCCUACUCAGAAAUGGCGGUUCCGGGAACGGCGAAUCAGCUCUUGGAAUUUGGCGUGGUCGACGUUGAAUACCGGAGGAUUCCCUGCCGUUACAAUGGCUACAAUCUGAUGAUCCAAGUUCAUGAGAAAAGCAGUUUCCCCAAUUACAUUGCCAUUAUACCAAUCUACCAAAGUGGGUUAUCUGAUAUUAUUGCAGCCCAAAUUUGGCAGACAGAUUACAAGGAGUGGAGCAACAUGAGAAGGGUAUAUGGAGGAGUUUUUGACCACCAAAACCCACCGCGAAAUAGGCCACUUUCUUUCCGAUUCCAAACAAGCUUGUACGGAGCCACCAAGUGGGUGGAGAUUCCCGACGUGCUUCCGGCGGAAUGGCAGGCCGGUCUUGCAUACGAUACUCACAUUCAGCUCGACUAGUAAAUUCCAUCUCUCCUGUAAAAAAUCACAAUAUUGCUUAGCUUGCUUCACAUGUUUAUUUCUAAAGUACCAGUUUCUACCAUUUUAUUUAAAUUCAAUGAUAUGAAUUUAAAAAUGGUGUCAGAAUAAACAUUAGGUUCAAACUUAAGUUAUUGUUAUCACAAUCCUAUGCAUAUAUAUUGUAUUUCCAUUUCAAAUAUUACUAUAGAAAAGCAAGCGCAAUUUAAGUAUAACUUCUUAGUUUUAAAUAUUGUAUUUUAGCGGUUUAUGUUUCUC